AUGAGUGAGAAGAUGGAAACUAUUUACCUGAUAUUAGAGAAGGCGAUUUUGUGGUCUGGUGAUACUGAGUCUCUACAAGACUUUAGAUCCUGGACCACCGAAUUUGAUGGAUAUCCCGCAACAGAAUUGAUGUCCAGCCUCUUGGAGUACGAUUCAAAGCUUCGACGCAUAACUCAACUUGAGGAGUAUCUCCGUGAACAGGUCCAAGAUUUGGCAGGAAAAGAGAUUACAUUGCGGGAACACGAAAGGCUACAAGUUCUCCAACCACAAUUAGAAGGUCUAAGAAAAAGCUAUUGUAUAUCCGAACAUGGCCGGUUGGAACUCAUGGACCGAUUAAAAGGCCCUGUUCUACGAGGGUUUAUGGAGUGUCGAUCAAACCGAAGAUGGUAUCUUGGUGAUACACUCCGUCGAAGUUGCGCAGAACGGGGGGGGGUUGCUGUGGCCGUGAAUGAGUUGGUCAUUGUACCUUUGACUGUGGAUGCUGCUCUAAAGCCCGAGGAUUUGAUUUCACAUCAAAGGAGAAAGAAGAGCUCUAUGCCAAGCAUCGCCGCCUGGGUCGCUGUCUUGACUGCCCUCUGUGUGUUCGAAUGGUAUCUGCAUCGUUUUGGGGGUCUGAAUAUGAAGAGUUUCACUUGCUUAGGAAAUGGAAAUGGUGGCUCAAUGUGA
Messenger RNA from Penicillium mononematosum, 666 nucleotides. RefSeq lists its product as uncharacterized. The record is from RefSeq and is a predicted model, not a curated record. The transcript is spliced from 3 exons. NCBI's taxonomy places the organism in Eukaryota, Fungi, Ascomycota, Eurotiomycetes, Eurotiales, Aspergillaceae. Bases 1 to 666 code for a protein of 221 amino acids.